UAUAAGCUGAGCCCACCAGGGUCCAUUUCACCAUCUGCCACAGCCGCGAGGCUUCACUUCCACUACUACUACGGUACUACCCCCCGCUGUUCCGCCCGCGCAUCCACCGAUCCGUCUCAGCUCAACACCCCACGCUGCCACGCUGCCAGCAACGCAACCCCCGAGUGCAUCUCUCGCGCGCGCGCGUACAUGGCAACAGCGUAGUACUUCGCCACUUGCUGCGGAGACGACGAUGGCGGUGGCGGCGCCGGCGAGGAGGUUGACGCCGUUGACGCUGCGGGACUUCCUGGAGCAGUCCAGCAGCGAAGGCUUCCGCGCCUACCCGCGUUUCCCCGUUGCCGACGAGGGAGUGGCCGGAGGAGACCUCGCGCCGCCGGUGCGCCUCCUCAUCGAGGCCGGGCUACGCCGGAGCCCGUCGCGGUUGCCCUCCUUCUACAACUUCUUCCACAAGAGCCCCGGCACGCUCGCCAAGAUCUCGCGCCUCUCCAGGAGCCUCUCGCGGCGGUUCAGGGACGGCCUCUGGAGGCGCCGCGGCGAGGAUGACGGCGAGGAAGACGACGACAUUGCCGUCGACGAGAGGGACUCGCUCGGGCUGCCGUCGCCGGUGGUCAGCAGCUGCUCCUCGUCGGAGUGUGAGUACAUGGCCGAGUCAGAGGCUGAGCUGGCUACGACGGAGGAGGAGAAGUGCGCGUCGGCGUCGUCGGCGUCGGAGUACGAAAAGACGUCGCAGUCGAGCACGGGGAGCGUCGCCUUCCAUGGCGCUGCCGACGCCGGAGGAGACGGGCAUAAGGAGGAUGUGGGUGACGAGCCCGUGGGGCGCAAGUUGGAGAUGGAGGACAAGCAACAGCUGAGCCCCGUGUCCGUUCUGGAUUUCCCCUUCGAUGACGACGACGGCGAGGAAGGAAGCGAUGCCGGCAUGUGCUCGCCGUCCUUCCAACAGUGCCUCGCCGAGCUCCAGAGAUCGAAGGCGGAGCUGCUGCACAAGAUCCGACGGCUGGAGGGCCUGACGCAGGUGGUCGUCCCCGUGGAUCUCGAGGCGCAAUUCACCGAGUCUGAUUCCUCCGAGCGCACGCAUCUCAACGCCAACUCGACUAGCUCUUCUGAUGACACCGCGACGACGGCGCCCACGACGCCACGGCAAUGCACGGACGACCAAGAUGUCGUUAAUCACGGCGAGGAGGAGGAGGAGGAGCACAGCCUGCUCGCGCGGCUGCUCGAGUCGGUUGUUGUCACGGACGAGGUCUCCGAGUGGCUCCUGCUCGACUUCUUUGCCGAGGGAGUGGACCGGCUCCGGUCGUCGGCGUCCAGCUGCCCUCUCAACGAUUGCGAGGAGGCGGCGCUGCUGCGCGCCGCGGGGGAUUGGGCGCGCGGCGCGGGGCAGCGGUGGGGCGUCGGGGACGUGGUGUUCUCCGGGUGGGCGGCGGUGGCGGACAUGGAGCGGAGCCGGAGGUGGAUGUGCGUCGCCGAGGAGGAGCGGGACGUCGGCGCGGAGGUGGACGGGCUCGUGAUGGACGCGUUGGUGGACGAGCUGGUCGCCGACUUGGCACUUGGUGGUGCGACCACGGUAGGGGUGGAAGUGUGUACGUGCCGCCGAUGAAGUUUCGAGCGUGUCAGGGUGUAACGUUUUGUGUGGACGUUAACUUGAGUGUUAACGUGACAGGGUUUACGCCGAAUCGUUCAAAAACAGGAUGUGUAUGAUGCAAGAGCGGGUGCUUUCAGUCAUGGGCUUUAUGACUUUCUCAGGAUGAAUCAGUACAUAUAGCAGAUUAAUAAUUCAA
Messenger RNA from Oryza sativa Japonica Group (Japanese rice), 1778 nucleotides. RefSeq lists its product as uncharacterized. The record is from RefSeq and is a predicted model, not a curated record. NCBI's taxonomy places the organism in Eukaryota, Viridiplantae, Streptophyta, Magnoliopsida, Poales, Poaceae.